Cucurbita pepo subsp. pepo (vegetable marrow) is the source of this 907-nucleotide messenger RNA. NCBI's taxonomy places the organism in Eukaryota, Viridiplantae, Streptophyta, Magnoliopsida, Cucurbitales, Cucurbitaceae. The record is from RefSeq and is a predicted model, not a curated record.
UAGGCUUGAACUGUUACAAAUGAUAUCUCAUCAGUCGGCGCAAGACACUGGUCGAAGUAGGGCUAGACCCUUUUCAUAAUAGACACGUUUUAAGACUGUAAGACUAACGACGAUACUUAACAGGCAAAAGUGAACAUUAUUGACCAACAGUGGCUUAAACCGUUACAAAUGCAUAUAAAGCUAGAACCAAGAAGAAAGAGACCGAAAAAAAGAGGAAGAAGAAAGACCUGAUUUGACAUCGCGGCAUCCAUAUCCAUUAUCAUAUUGCUAAGCUAUGAUCGGUAAAGAAAGAAGAUCGAGCGAAUCGCUCUGCGAGAAAUCCAUGCUAUUGGUAGCGAAUUUAAUCAAGCUUUCCAGCUCUAUUUCUUUCGCCAAAACCGCCAAUGAAGUAACUGCUGGAUCUAGGGCGGCAGUGCGGCAAUCGCGAGGAAAUCCGGCGACGACGCCUCUGAUUCCAGGAAGUAGACGGUUGCAGGAGCCGCAGAGCCGUGCGAAGCCGAUCUACGUGACGAAGCCAGGCGGAGGAGGCUUCCAAAUCGGCCAUGGAUCGCCUAGGUAUUCGUCGCCGUCGUCGCCGUCGCCUUCUUCGUAUUUGAUUCGCGAAGAGAGCGAUUUUAUUGAGGCGAAUGUGGAUGGUUGGGCGUCUGAAUACAUAGAGAAAGUUCAUAAGAACAGGAAGAAUUUGGAUGAAUCGACGGCGAAGAAGCCAUAUCCAAUCGCUGAAAGUCGCCUUCGUAGAGCCUCCUCUGCUCGGAACUAACCAGAUUUUGGGGGGAAAAUUAUAUAUAUAUAUAGACAUAUAUAUAUAUAUUCUCUAAAUUUUAUCCCUGUGAAUUAAUGUCUAAGCGCUACUUCAUUUGGUUUACUAAACAAUAAAUUCAAAGUAAUUUUGAUGAAUUAAAAAAUA